CAGCGUUGUUGGGUAAAGUUAGCCGACAUGGGAAUCUUCCACAGCGCACACUCAUGCCGGGACAAAAUAAAGAAACUAAAGCAGGACUACAAACAAAUAAAAGACCAUAAUAACAAGAGUGGUAACGGCCGGAAGACCCGUAAAUUGUAUGAUCGAUUGGAUGCUCUGCUCGGACACAGACCCUCAUUAAUCUCCGGCACUUGUGGUGAAACGGCGGAUUCAGUGGCCUGUGAAUUGUCCAACGACGACUACUACGAAGGCGAGGCAGGACAACUCUCUGGAUUGGAAACAAGUGAGCUUUCCCCUCCGGAUCACAACAGCAGCACUUUCUCGUCUCCUAUUCAACCAUCCAAACGCAAAAGUUUUUGAAGGUGAGAGAGCCAUGACCAAGGACAAUAACAUAUUGGGCAAGUUUGAGCUGACCGGUAUUCCACCUUCUCCCAGAGGAGUCCCUCAGAUUGAAGACACCUUUGACAUUGAUGCCAAUGGCAUUCUAAAUGUGUCUCCGGUGGACAAAAGCACUGGAAAAGAGAACAAGAUCACCAUCACCAAUGACAAAGGGCGGUUGAGCAAGGAGGACAUUGAGCAGAUGGUGCAGGAGGCUGAGCAAUUCAAGGCUAAGGACGAGAUACAGAGAGAAAAGGUCACAGCCAAGAACUCACUCGAGUCUCUGGCCUUCACCGUGGAGGACGAGAAGCUCCAAGACAAGAUCAGCCCUGAGGACAAAAAGACCAUCGUAGAAAAGUGCAACGAAGACAUUGCCUGGCUCGCAUUUCACAUCACAUUUCUUGUAUCUAUUUUCUUUUAUUGAAGAUGU
Trematomus bernacchii (emerald rockcod) is the source of this 817-nucleotide messenger RNA. Its product is annotated as heat shock cognate 71 kDa protein-like. The record is from RefSeq and is a predicted model, not a curated record. The coding region runs from base 383 to 811 and encodes 142 amino acids. Gene Ontology annotation, biological process: vesicle-mediated transport; protein refolding; cellular response to unfolded protein. Lineage: Eukaryota; Metazoa; Chordata; Actinopteri; Perciformes; Nototheniidae. Gene Ontology annotation, cellular component: cytoplasm; plasma membrane; cytosol. The transcript has 4 exons. Gene Ontology annotation, molecular function: ATP hydrolysis activity; ATP binding; heat shock protein binding.